CCACGACAACAUCCAUCGACUUGAAAACAGGCCUGCAAGGGCUCGCUAUCAAGAGCAAUAUGAAGGAAGAGACUGCGAAGCGCAAGGCUGAGGACGAGCCAUCCUCGCCGACCGCGACAAAACGGGUCAAGCACAAUGAGUCGGCCGAGCCAGAGAAGAAGCCAGCAAUGAAGCCUAUCCCUUUCCCCGAGAAGCCUGCCGUCAUCGAAGAACGAACCGGCGAGAUCGAGUUCCGAGUGGUCAACAACGACAACGAGCGCGAGUCCCUCAUCAUUCUCACCGGCCUUAAAUGCAUCUUCCAGAAGCAGCUCCCCAAGAUGCCGAAAGACUACAUCGCGCGUCUCGUCUACGAUCGGACCCACUUAUCAAUCGCCAUCGUUAAGAAGCCCCUCGAAGUCGUCGGCGGCAUCACGUACCGCCCGUUCAAGGGCCGCCAGUUUGCCGAAAUCGUCUUCUGUGCCAUCAGCUCCGACCAGCAGGUCAAGGGUUAUGGCGCGCAUCUCAUGUCCCAUCUCAAGGACUACGUCAAGGCCACGAGCGACGUGAUGCACUUCCUCACCUACGCCGACAACUACGCCAUCGGAUACUUCAAGAAGCAAGGAUUCACCAAGGAAAUCACACUUGAUAAGAGCGUGUGGAUGGGUUACAUCAAGGACUACGAGGGCGGUACAAUUAUGCAAUGUUCAAUGCUACCGCGGAUUCGGUAUCUCGAAAUGGGCCGCAUGCUGCUCAAGCAAAAGGAGUGCGUGCAGGCCAAGAUUCGCGCGUAUUCCAAAUCGCACAUUGUACACAGCCCUCCGAAGGAGUGGAAGUCCGGAGCGAAGCCCAUCGACCCGCUCAGCAUCGAUGCCAUCCGCGCAUCCGGUUGGUCCCCGGACAUGGACGAACUCGCGCGGCAGCCUCGCCACGGCCCCAACUACAACCAACUUCUCCAUCUCCUCAACGACCUGCAGAACCACCAAUCGGCGUGGCCCUUUCUCGUACCUGUCAAUAAAGACGACGUCGCCGAUUACUACGAGGUCAUCAAGGAGCCCAUGGAUCUCAGUACUAUGGAGACCAAGCUCGAGGCGGAUCAGUACGCCACGCCCGAGGACUUUAUCCGCGACGCCAAGCUCAUCUUUGAUAACUGUCGCAAGUACAACAACGAGUCCACACCGUACGCGAAGAGCGCCAACAAGCUGGAGAAGUACAUGUGGCAGCAGAUCAAGGCCAUCCCCGAGUGGUCUCACCUCGAGCCGUAGAAGGGCAAGAGGAAAGGCAAGGAGGGCGGGCCGAAGAAAGCAUUACAAAAGGAGAGCACGAAGGGAGGUCCACGGCGGCGGUCGUCUAGAGUGCGCGAGGUGUCGUAGGCUUAUUUGGUCACAUAGUCUUUUGACGAAAAUUCGGGGUCGGAUAGGUUUCGAAGCUUGUGGGGAUUGGCGUUGGUUGGCGACUAUUUCCCUUUGGGGUUUGUUUGGUGGUGCUAUGGAAGGUGAACAAGAGUGCGCAGGUAGCAAAGACCCAUCGUGGCGUUUAGGAGAAUUGGCGUGCUCCUUGUUAUUAGCAUGAUACUCCAACGGCUGAGAAUUUUAACAAAUGCUUCACAAUUUGCACAU
Colletotrichum navitas is the source of this 1595-nucleotide messenger RNA. RefSeq names its product Bromodomain-containing protein. The transcript is spliced from 3 exons. The coding region runs from base 60 to 1241 and encodes 393 amino acids. Gene Ontology annotation, cellular component: histone acetyltransferase complex. Gene Ontology annotation, biological process: positive regulation of transcription by RNA polymerase II; chromatin remodeling. The record is from RefSeq and is a predicted model, not a curated record. NCBI's taxonomy places the organism in Eukaryota, Fungi, Ascomycota, Sordariomycetes, Glomerellales, Glomerellaceae. Gene Ontology annotation, molecular function: protein binding; histone H3 acetyltransferase activity.